UACAUUUUUUAAAAGAAAUAACCAGUGUAAAUAUACAGAAUUUUGCUCCAUUUCAUUCAUUUCUCAACCCUUACUCACCAGGAGAAAAAUGUUAUACCAGCAAAGAAUGUGGGAAAGUUUUUGAGCAGGAAAAAUUAUUUGAAAAUCACCACAGAUAUCAUUUAAGAGUGAAAGCCUACAAGUGUGAAGUAUGUGGCAAGUCCUUCCGUUUUCCAUCACAUCUUUCUAAACACAACAGAAUUCAUAAAGGAGAAAAACCCUACAAGUGUGAUGUCUGUGGCAAUGCCUUCCAUUAUUCUUCAAGCCUUUCCAAGCAUAUGAAAAUUCAUACAGGAGAGAAACCAUACAAGUGUGAAGUAUGUGGAAAGUCCUUCCAUUUUCCAUCAUUACUUUCUAAACACAAGAUAAGUCAUACAGGAGAUAAACCCUACAAGUGUGAAGUGUGUGGCAAGGCCUUCCAUACUCCAUCUUUAUAUUCUAUACACAAGAAAAUUCAUACAAGAGAGAAACUCUACAAGUGUGAAGUAUGUGGCAAGGCCUUCGAUUUUCCUUCAAAACUUUCCAUCCAUAAGAAAAUUCAUACAGGAGAGAAACCCUAUAAAUGUGAAGUAUGUGGCAAGGACUUCUAUUACCCAUCAAGACUUUCCAAUCAUAAGAAAACUCAUACAGGAGAGAAACCAUACAAGUGUGAAGAAUGUGGGAAAGCCUUCUGUUUUUCAUCAUCACUAUCUAAACACAAGAGAAUUCACACAGGAGAGAAACCAUACACAUGUAAAGACUGUGGGAAGGCCUUCCACUCUCUCUCAUCACUUUCUAAACACAAGAGAAUUCAUACUGGAGAAAAACCCUACAAGUGUGAAGUAUGUAACAAGGCCUUCCAUUAUCCAUCCUUACUUUCUAAACACAAGACAAUCCAUACAGGACAGGAACCCUACAAGUGUGAAGUAUGUGACAAGGUCUUCAAUUAUCCAUCAAAGCUUUACAAACAUAAGAGCAUUCACACAGGAGUGAAACCCUAAAAUUGUGAUCUAUCUAUCAGUGAAUUCCUUUAGAACUUUCUGGCUUUUCUUCUACUCAUUUGAUAACUCAUUCUGGGAAGAAACCAUAAAAAAGGGAGGAAUGUGGCAAACCUUCUUCUACAAAGUCAUACCUAUAUCUACACAAAUGAACUCAAAAUGUAGAGCAUAUUUACAAAUGAAAAGAAUAUGUCAAAAUAAUCAUCAUAUACUUCAUUCUGGAGAGAAACUUUACAAGUGUAAAAAAUGUGGCAAAUACUUUUGAAGUCUUAUAGCAUGGUCUGAACACAGAAUAAUUUCUAUUGGACUUUGUCACUACACAUGUGAAGAAUGUGGCAAACACUAUUAUUUCCAGUCUUCUGGUCUUAAGCAACAUCAAAGAAUUUACCUAUGAGAGAAAGGAGACAAGUUUGAAGAAUGUGCUAAGGUCUCUUGGACUCACUGAAAACUUGGGAAAAAACUCUUAAUUCAUACUAGACUGAAAUGCCAUGAGUGUGAAAAAUAUUGCAAACCAUUUAAUAAGCCUUCUUAUAUUUUUAAAAACAAGAUAGUUCAAAUUGGUGAGAAAUAGAACAAAUGUUAAAAUGUUCAUAAAAUCUUAACACUUCUUCAGACCCUAAAAGCUAUCAACAGCUUCCUGACCAGCUGCUUUAAACUUCUGUUGUAUUAACAUUUUCACCAUGUCUUGUAGUUGGAAUAACAAUUGCCUUGAGU
Messenger RNA from Grammomys surdaster, 1730 nucleotides. Its product is annotated as zinc finger protein 728-like. The annotation marks the transcript as partial. The transcript has a single exon. The record is from RefSeq and is a predicted model, not a curated record. Lineage: Eukaryota; Metazoa; Chordata; Mammalia; Rodentia; Muridae.